UCGUCAUCAGUGGCAGCGAUUUCGUCAUCGGCGGCCACCUUCGGUUCGUCAAUCAUCAUUCUUAAUGAAAAAGCAACGGCGAAAACACCACCAGUGGCAGCCGGCUUCAAGCAGGAAGAAAGAAAACCUCAGGUUAAAGCUCACAGGGGCUUCACCUUCAACAUCGAUCUUUCACCGUCGUCCACAAACCGAAGCCACCUUCGGAAUCAAGGACCUUCGUCGACCUUCAAGGCUUCAACCACAUCCGUGGUUAUC
Messenger RNA from Oldenlandia corymbosa var. corymbosa, 255 nucleotides. The record is from the annotation of a GenBank genome assembly. NCBI's taxonomy places the organism in Eukaryota, Viridiplantae, Streptophyta, Magnoliopsida, Gentianales, Rubiaceae.